Messenger RNA from Gadus chalcogrammus (walleye pollock), 1949 nucleotides. RefSeq names its product metabotropic glutamate receptor 7 (gene grm7). Lineage: Eukaryota; Metazoa; Chordata; Actinopteri; Gadiformes; Gadidae. The record is from RefSeq and is a predicted model, not a curated record. Bases 52 to 1830 code for a protein of 592 amino acids. Gene Ontology annotation, cellular component: membrane. Gene Ontology annotation, biological process: G protein-coupled glutamate receptor signaling pathway; regulation of synaptic transmission, glutamatergic. Gene Ontology annotation, molecular function: group III metabotropic glutamate receptor activity. The transcript is spliced from 7 exons.
UAAUGGAAGGGGGGCGCAUGGAUGGCGAUGAAUUGACACUUACUCUAAUGCAUGCAGAGAACAACAUCAGCCUCGUGGACCCGGACGACAAUGGAGCUUGAUUACAGACAAAUAAGUGGGAUAUGCAUCGCCCAGUCCCUGAAGAUCCCCCAUGACCACAAAGCGGCGGACUUUGACAAGAUCAUCCGUCUGCUCCUGGACACGCGGUACGCCCGGGCCGUCAUCCUCUUCGCCUCCGACGAGGACAUCAGGGGCAUUCUGAACGCCAGCAAGCGGGCCGACCAGGUGGGCCACUUCAUGUGGAUCGGCUCCGACAGUUGGGGGGCCAAGAACAGCCCCAUCCACCAGCUGGAGGACGCGGCCGUGGGGGCCGUCACCAUCCUGCCCAAGAGAGCCAUGAUCAGCGGGUUCGAUGCGUACUUCAUGUCCCGCACUCUGGAAAACAACCGGAGGAACGUUUGGUUCGCCGAGUACUGGGAGGAGAACUUCAACUGCAAGCUCAUGAGCUCCUCCAAGAGGGACGAGAGCAGCCGCAAGUGUACCGGCCAGGAACGUAUCGGCAUCGACUCCAAGUACGAGCAGGAGGGCAAGGUGCAGUUUGUGAUCGACGCGGUGUACGCCAUGGCCCACGCCCUCCACAACAUGCAGAGGGACCUGUGCCCGGAGCUCUCGGGCAUCUGCCCCGACAUGGACCUGGCCGGGGGCAAGAAGCUCCUCAAGUACAUCCGCAGCGUGGGCUUCAAUGGAAGUGCCGGUACGUCGGUAACGUUUAACCGUAACGGCGACGCCCCCGGGCGGUACGACCUCUUCCAGUACCAGUGGAACAACGUUACCGGACCGGGGUACCGCGUGAUCGGACAGUGGACGGAGCACCUGCACCUCAACAUCGAGGACAUGCAGUGGCCCCGAGGGGAGCUGCAGAUCCCCAGCUCGGUGUGCAGCCUGCCCUGCAAGGCGGGCGAGAGGAAGAAGGUGGUAAAGGGCAUGCCCUGCUGCUGGCACUGCGAGCCCUGCGACGGCUACCAGUACCAGCACGACGAGUUCACCUGCAAGCUGUGCUCCUACAACAUGCGGCCCAACCCCAACCUCACCGCCUGCCAGCCCAUCCCCAUCGUCAAGCUGGAGUGGAGCUCGCCCUGGGCAGUGAUCCCCGUGUUCCUCGCCGUGAUGGGCAUCAUGGCCACCAUGUUCGUCAUGGCCACCUUCGUGCGCCACAACGACACGCCCAUCGUGCGCGCGUCGGGGCGGGAGCUGAGCUACGUGCUGCUGACGGGGAUCUUCCUGUGCUACAUCAUCACCUUCCUGAUGAUCGCCAAGCCCGACGUGGGCGUGUGCUCCAUGCGCCGGAUCUUCCUGGGGCUGGGCAUGUGCAUCAGCUACGCCGCGCUGCUCACCAAGACCAACCGCAUCUACCGCAUCUUCGAGCAGGGCAAGAAGUCGGUGACGGCGCCGCGGCUGAUCAGCCCCACCUCCCAGCUGGCCAUCACCUCCAGCCUGAUCUCCGCCCAGCUGCUGGGGGUGUUCAUCUGGUUCGGCGUGGACCCGCCCAACACCAUCAUAGACUACGACGAGCAGAAGACCAUCAAUCCGAGUCUGGCGAGGGGGGUGUUGAAGUGCGACAUCACGGAUCUGCAGAUCAUCUGCUCGCUGGGGUACAGCAUCCUGCUGAUGGUGACGUGUACGAUCUACGCCAUCAAGACCCGCGGCGUGCCGGAGAACUUUAACGAGGCCAAGCCCAUCGGCUUCACCAUGUACACCACCUGCAUCGUCUGGCUGGCCUUCAUCCCCAUCUUCUUCGGCACGGCGCAGUCUGCGGAGAAGGUAAGCUAGACUCUGCAUUGUUUAACCCCCAAACCCCUCUUACGCACUUAUUGUGUGUCUGUACGUCCUGGCACUUAAUAUUCACACUUAUUUUAUGUCCUUGCACUUAAAAAUGGUACUUAGCAUUG